This is a messenger RNA of Spinacia oleracea (spinach), 1097 nucleotides long. RefSeq names its product stress-related protein-like. Lineage: Eukaryota; Viridiplantae; Streptophyta; Magnoliopsida; Caryophyllales; Amaranthaceae. The record is from RefSeq and is a predicted model, not a curated record. The transcript is spliced from 3 exons. Bases 218 to 958 code for a protein of 246 amino acids.
CUUAAUGAGUUAAUCUUAGCAUUAAUUUAUUGUUUUGAUGGGAAUCUUGCCAUUAUUGAGUACUUCGUAUACAUCAUACUACACGAAGACAAAAGUCACAAGAUAACUACAAAAGUACGAAGCGGCAAGCGGCAGCAAUGUGAGAGAUAACCUUAAAAAGAAAGAAAGAAAGAAAGAAAGAAAAGGUUAUCACAGCUUUGGCUCAGCUCAGUUCACCAUGGAGCAACAUCACGACGAACCCAUUGAACAAAGCUAUAACACUACUGUCGUCGUAUAUGAAAAUGAAGAGAAGAAGCUGAAGCACUUGGAUUUUGUGGAAGCAACGGUGGAAAACAUGGUUGUUUUCGUCACUAGAGUUUACGAGCUUACUAAGGAACACAGUGGUUUCCUUGGACCUCGAGUUGAAGCCGUUGAAGGAUUUUUCAAGGCAAUCUUUGGACCUAUUUUUGACAACUUCCAUCAUGUCCCCUCCCACCUUCUUCAAUUCCUCGACCGCAAGGUAGACGAGUUUAUGUACGAGAUAGACUGGAAACAAGAGCCAUUGCCAGAGCUACUGAAAUACGUGACAAAGAAAUCCGCACAAGUGGCACGUGAGCUAGCCAUAGAGAUCCAAGCAACCGGGCUGCUGGAUGCAACAGCAAACGCUGCAAAGGAGGCUUAUUUGACUUACAAGCCAGUGGCCAAGGACAUGGUCAUCAAAUAUGAGCCAGUGGCUGAGGAGUAUGCAGUUAGGGCUUGGCAGCUGUGUAAACAAGUCCCAAUCCUCUCACAAAUGAGCCAGAUAAUGGUUCCAACCGCUGCAUUUUGGGCUGAUAGGUACAACCGAGUGGUGGAAUUAACAUCAGAGGGUGGGUUACCGAUAGCUCAAUACUUGCCUUUGAUCCCCCUUGAGAGGAUUGCUCAUGUGUUUUCUGAGGAAGCUAAUCAAAAUGGGUUUAUAGAGGGAAGUGGCAUUUAAAUGUUUACUAGUUUGUGUGAAUGUGUGUUAUCUUUGUACUGCAGUUUUUGCUCAAGAAUUUGGGAAAUUAUUACUUGACAAUGUGUGAAAUUAAGCCAUGAAUUCGUGGUAGUCUCUUCUUUCUAGGUUUGUAGCUUGA